Messenger RNA from Symsagittifera roscoffensis, 2149 nucleotides. RefSeq lists its product as uncharacterized. The coding region runs from base 28 to 2064 and encodes 678 amino acids. The transcript is spliced from 6 exons. Lineage: Eukaryota; Metazoa; Xenacoelomorpha; Acoela; Convolutidae. The record is from RefSeq and is a predicted model, not a curated record.
UCACCGCGAACCGAGCCUUCCAUCUUCAUGGAAACCUCUUUUCGGGUAAUGUCGCCUGAAAACGAAGUCGCGGCCGCCUCCUUGCGAACCCUUCAGGGCAUUCGGGUCCCGAACGAAGUGUUGCCGAGUCAAAACUCGGAGUCCUGUAGCUCGUGUUACUCCCAGUCGAAGAUGAACUACAAUAAUAACAAUGUUUGUAAUGUACAUGUGGUUUCGGAUAAAGUUUCGCCGUCACAUUUGACAAGUGGUGCUCCUCAACAUGAGAGAAGCUUCAAACCGGUCGAAUUAAUCGUCAGUGGACGAUCUGCCCUCUCCCCCAACGCAUUCUCAGCCCACAGUCGCAUGGGGGGAGUGGGACCUCCGCACCAACACCACAUCGAACAACCUCAACCUGUGUCGCAUAGAGUGUUCACUACUCACCACGGAGAUAGUUUUGGCCCGGGUGGGGGAAUUGGAACGGGUGGGGGUGGUGAGUCACGAGAUUCGCGUGGGAAUGGGAGGAAUCAUCAUCAUUAUAGAGGAUUCGAGCAGGACUUGACGCCUCCCUUUCCGCAUACAACCCAAUUUACAGGAGGCGGAGUUCGCAGUGUUAGUCCAUGCUCCCCUCCUGAACAGAUGAGUAAUCACAGAAGUGGGGGUGGAGGUGAGGGUGGGGGUGGGUUCACUUCUGAAAAGAAACACCACAUGUUGUCUCACUCUUCGAUAUCCUUACCUGCCCUCAAGCCCAUUCAAGACUCAAUCAACCCCCACGGAGGAAACGAUCAUCAGCAUCUUGCCCCACCCGAUUCAAUCAGCCUCGCCAGUCACAGACGCAGUCGUGCCGAGACAGAUCAAAGUGCCGACAUGCCACUCGGAGGCGCCGACAACAACUACAUGAACAACCCUAUCAUGGCCUACCCAAUGGACAGUACCCAGAACCCACACCAGAACAGACUCUCGAUUAGUCAUGAGAACAAUGAAGGGGGCUCUGUUGGGAAGUUGAAACCGGGGGAGAGUUUCACUGAACCCCAGCCAAUCUACACUUGGGGCUUCCAGUUGUGGGAGUGUUUCAGUGACACCAAGUGGUGUUUGAUCACGGGCUUCUUCCCAUGUGUGACUGAGUUCCUUCUUAGCCAGACGUUUGGCCUACAGCGUCUGGGAGUCUCCUUUGUCGUCUCCUCCCUCUCCAUCCUCUCCCUCCUCCUUCUCCAAUUCACCCUCCUCACUCCCAACACAGACACACUGCACAUCGGAGUAAACGACGCCUUCAUAUGCAACCUCCUCCUCUACUUCCUACUCAUGUUCCGAGUGUUUCUCGCCUUCAAACUGAGGAACAGAAUCCGAAAUGAGUACCGGAUAUCAGGUAGCCGAUUGGGCGACUGUUGUGUUAUCUGCGUAUGUCCCUACUGCGCAUUAUGCCAAAUGAAACAGCACCACGACUACUACGACGCAUCCGACUCCGAAGACAAUGACGAUGACGACGACCAGAACUCCUCGACUGCCGGGGCACCCAAUGUUACCCUGUCUCCUCUAAACGUCGCCUCAAACCACCCCAAAUUACACCAUAACCACAACUCACGACCCAGUUUGCACGGCAUUGCAGUGCACAAUCAUCAGUGCUCGCACGGUGCUAGCGUGAACAGUGCGAAUCAUAACUCAAGCUUGCACUAUAAAUCACGCAUGACGAGAGAAGUGCGAGGCUUCAAACAAAGUCCAAUCAGCCAGUUGGGGAAAUUUCUAGAUUAUUCUGGUAACAUCGGUCGCAACGAUUAUGGAAAUAACAGCAAUGACAACAAUAAUAGUUGCUGCAGUUCAGGUAGAUGUACUCAAACUAUUCAACCAACUUGUAGAUUACAUCACGUGACUGAACAACCCUGCUGUUUGGGUUCUGACGUGGUAGCCAUGAAUCAUCAAUGCAAUAACUCAUUUUCGACCAAUCACAAUCAAGCUCACCACUCUCAUAUAUGUGGCCAGCCUAGCCAAUCAGGUCGAGGCAACGUUUGGUUGGUCAAUCCCGACAGCCAAUCACAUCAGACUAUUUUGAGCGAUGGAACGAGAGUGAACACAAAUAUGCACAGAUAUUAAACUUAAUUUCAGUACUAAACUGUUUUUUCAAGUUUUAAUUCAUUUUGUUUCGGAAAAUAUGUAAACAUUUUGCGGUUCGUUUAAA